This is a messenger RNA of Podospora pseudocomata, 1413 nucleotides long. RefSeq lists its product as uncharacterized. Gene Ontology annotation, cellular component: RNA polymerase II, core complex. NCBI's taxonomy places the organism in Eukaryota, Fungi, Ascomycota, Sordariomycetes, Sordariales, Podosporaceae. The transcript has 3 exons. Gene Ontology annotation, molecular function: nucleic acid binding; zinc ion binding; DNA-directed RNA polymerase activity. The record is from RefSeq and is a predicted model, not a curated record. Gene Ontology annotation, biological process: transcription initiation at RNA polymerase II promoter; transcription-coupled nucleotide-excision repair; DNA-templated transcription. The coding region runs from base 626 to 1030 and encodes 134 amino acids.
CGUGACGCAGGUUAACUGUACCCUACAUAUCCGUACUCCGUAUCCAUCAGGCAUUCAACCAAGGCCUCAGACAGCAAGAUUAUCUAGUUCCAGGUAGGUUGUCAGUGCCUGAAUAAGCCAAGUGGGGCAUCCUGGUUGGCUGUUGACCUCAGGCAGCCGGAAAGGGGCAAGGCGCGUGUAUUCCCAACUGUUGCUCUUGGUGGCGCGCCGCCCACAAUGCACUGUGCCUGCGUUUCGCGCCUUUGACCACAAGCUUGGGUUCACUCAAAGAUAUCCAUAGAAAAAGACAUCCAUCUUCAACUCGCUCCCCAUUCCACCGCAAGACAUUUCCAUUCGACUUCAAAUAAUUUUCUGCACCAGGUAAAAUUUACUUUACUUUCUGCAUCUUCUGUGGAACUCACCUGGCGACACGUGUGUGGACCAUCUAGCAGCCUGUUUUCGCCUUUUCAAAACUCAAAAAGACCAACCGCAACUCUUUUACCACCAAACACCACCUUACACAACCCAACCACAUCACUUCCAGGUUUCCGCUGCCCGAAAAAGUUUCAGUGCCUGCACCACCACCUGCUACCACCAGAAACCAUCAUAACACCACACAACACACUCCUCAGCCACGACAUCAGCAAUGGCUUCAUCACCAGCCCCUUCAGCUUCGGGCGAGCAAUCGCAGCUCCAUGGCCAGAAGCCCCUCGAGCAAAUCACGUUCCGUUUCUGCUCGGAAUGCAGCAACAUGCUCUACCCCAAGGAAGAUGAGGCCGAUCGCAAGCUCAUGUUCACCUGCCGCACUUGCAACUUCUCCGAAGAGGCCACCUCGUCGUGCAUCUUUCGCAAUGUCCUCAACAAUGCCGCUGGCGAGACGGCCGGCGUGACGCAGGACGUUGGCUCUGAUCCUACGCUACCAAGAGAACAGCGCACUUGCCCCUCUUGCAACCAUGGGGAGGCUGUCUUCUUUCAGUCUCAACAGCGAAGCGCUGAAACGGGAAUGAAACUCUUUUAUGUGUGCUGCUAUUGCGGUAACAUUUACCAAUGAGUUUGGUCUUUCGGCGGGACACUUGUACAUCGGCGAGUGAGAUACAGGAACAUUUGCAUAACACGGCGUUUGGCGAGAUUGAUAUAGGAGUGGGAGAUGUUUAUCACUGCUAGGGUAAACAAAACUUGGCUUUGAGGAUAGGAGGAGGCAUCAUCGAUGGGAAUUUAUUUUUAUUGCUGGGCUGUUUAUUCAUGGGAAUGAGGGACAAAUGCGUGAAAGGAGAGGUGAUUCGGGUAUUUUGCCUGUAUUGAAGCUGUACAAGUAGUUUACACGACGCCGUAUAACGCCGUUCUGAUGCCACUCCCCAGUGGAGCAAUGAUAUAAUACACCCAAAUGAUCCCUCCCAUGAUUUGAUUUUACGUUUUUUAUUGGUGUUGGUCUCA